CAGGAGAUGACCAGAGACUGCGGACACAGUACAGAGAGAUGACCAGAGACUGCGGACACAGUACAGGAGAUGACCAGAGACUGCGGACAGUACAGGAGAUGACCAGAGACUGCGGACAUAGUACAGGAGAUGACCAGAGACUGCGGACAGUACAGGAGAUGACCAGAGACUGCGGACACAGUACAGGGAUGACCAGAGACUGCGGACACAGUACAGGAGCAGAGACUGCGGACAUAGUACAGGAGUGACCAGAGACUGCGGACAUAGUACAGGAGACUGCAGAGACUGCGGACAGUACAGGAGAUGACCAGAGACUGCGGACAGUACAGGGAUGACCAGACUGCGGACAGACAGUACUGACCGAGACAGACAGUACAGGAGAUGACCAGAGACUGCAGACAGUACAGGAGAUGACCAGAGACUGCGGACACAGUACAGGAGAUGACCAGAGACUGCGGACAGUACAAGGGAUGACUGCUGACCUUUGGGGAGGGAG
Staurois parvus is the source of this 496-nucleotide messenger RNA. Lineage: Eukaryota; Metazoa; Chordata; Amphibia; Anura; Ranidae. The record is from the annotation of a GenBank genome assembly.